GUUUUGUUGGGUAAAAGACGAAAAUGGCCUCAUCGGAUAUAUUCAAACAAACAAAUUGGGAAAGAAGUGGAAAAAGCGAAUUGUAAUUGCCUUUAUAUCUACCUUAAAUUGUUGCUAAGUAUCCCCCGCAAGGGGUUGCAGUGGAAGCGUGCGUGAAAAGUGUGAUGGGGAGGAGAGAUUUGAGGGUGAAGCUGCGGGACUCUGGCCUUCGUGCUUUCCGGAGAACAAAAAAAAAGCGCACGCCAUGUCUGUUUUCCGACAGAGUGCUGCCUCCCCCUUCCCGUGUUUUUGUGCACAGCACGCCCGCGGGAUUAACGGCAUCGUCGUGACACGUUGCUCGGGAUGUGCAGGACGAGGGGAUUUGCGUGUGCGGAAGUUGCCGUCUGUGAGGGCGUCACGCCACAAUGGGGCCACGCGGGCCACGCUUCCCGGACUUCCCUGAACUCUCCACCCGGUCGCAGCCUGUCCGUUGUCACCCGGCGGCUGGCGUCCACGCGGCAAGUGGCGCGCCCCUGAAUCCAUUUUCUCUUUUUUUUGGUCUCUCUAUUUCCAGCUUGAGGCAAUGCAAGAAGGCAUUGAAAGAUAGCCAGAGUCCUCUCUUUACCAAAUCCGACCGCAAGGCAAGCAUCUCCCACGCUGUCUACGAGCUCCUGGCCCAUGGAGUCCGCGGUCACCUCCGCAAGGACUCUGUCCUUUCAGCCCUUAGCGAUUUGGCCUACCUCCACUCGGACAUGCCAUCGAUUAUCCUGGAUGUGAUUGGGGUGUUGGAUGCAGAGACGAGCGCCAAUGCGGGGGAUUCAGCGAUGGAGGAGCGUCAGGUGUUCUGCCACAUCGUCAAGGGGACGGAGAAAUUCCUCUCGGAGAAGCUGCUGAAGGAACGUCUGGAGAUUGACACACUGCAGGAAGUGGGAACAGUCAAGAACAGGAAUUUCUACACAAAAUUCAUCAAAGUUAAAACAAAGUUGUACUACAAACAGCGUCGCUUCAAUUUAUUCCGCGAAGAGAGUGAGGGCUAUGCAAAAUUGAUUACAGAACUCAAUAAAGAAAUCUCCGAGACUGUAACAGUGCAGAGUAUGUUGGAGAUCAUAAAAUCCCUCAUUGGGUGCUUCAAUUCGGACCCAAAUCGCGUUCUUGACAUCAUUUUGGAGUCAUUUGAGACGCGUCCGGAUCAGGAUAAGCUCUUCAUACCCCUCCUGCAGGCUUACAUGCCCGAUGGACAGAUAAUCUGCGAGGUAUUGGGCUACAAAUACAGCCACUAUGCGGACAUUGGGACCCCGGAGUCUCUGUACAAAGUCACGGCGAUUCUUCUGCAGAACAGCGUGAUUUCUCUCGAUGAAAUUUAUUCAUGGCUAAGCCCGUCGGAUAAGACAAUCAUAGCGGAUUGGGAGACAGAGAUGACGAAUGCCAAAGAAUUCGUACGAAAACUCAACAUUGUGUCCACAAAUAAGGACAAGGAGCCCGAGAAUGAGCCUGAAAAGGAUGUGCCUCAAGAUAAAUUUACAAAUAACCAAAAGUUUGGUCUCUGUGAGGCUCUUCUGGGCGUUGGGGAUUGGAUAACGGCCCAGCAGCUCAUCAAGAAGCUCCCGGAUCAAUGCACGAUUGUACACGAACCCAUUGCAAGGGCUCUCUGUAAGCUCAUUCACAGCAUAAUUGAGCCUGUUUAUGCGGCAAAAUGUUCCAAGGCGUACAUUAAGCGGAAGCAAGUGCCCCCAAAUCCGAAUCGUUUAGCCCCACCGCAAGUAACGUCCUUCCACAAAUUGCGUGUUCAUGCAUUCCCCAUGUUUAUAGCUCUCGGCCCAUCACUCUACUACGAUCCUGUGUUGCUGUACAAACUCAUACGCCUCAUGAAGGCAAUCUUGCAGGAUGCAGGAGUUGAUGCGGCACAACCACCACCGGCUGGGAGUGAUGCAGAACUUCUCUAUCAUGAUAUUCUUUCGCUCAUGGAUGCCGCCGUACUGCCGGCACUUUCCUACCUCGAUUGCAAUUGUUGCGUAGCAGAGGAGAUUUGGACAGUGCUGAAGUUCUUUCCGUACCAGUAUCGCUUUAGUCUCUAUGCACGGUGGAAGAAUGAGACGUAUUUGACACAGCCGAAGAUGAUUCAGAAGCGUGGAGCGGCUCAGAAGCAAAUUAAGGCGCUCAUGAAGCGCGUGAGUAAGGAGAAUGUUAAGCCUGUUGGACGUCUCAUUGGGAAGUUGAGUCACUGUUCACCGGGAUUCCUCUUUGAUUAUAUCCUCCUGCAGAUUCAAAUCUAUGACAAUCUCAUUGGUCCCGUUGUGGAUUCACUGAAGUAUCUCACAUCCCUGUCAUACGACGUUUUGGGCUAUUGCCUUGUUGAGGCACUGGCGCAAGCAGAUAGGGAUCGUUUUAAGCACGACGGGACAUCGCUGUCAAUGUGGCUGCAGAGCUUGGCGAGUUUCUGCGGUGCCAUCUACAAGAAGUACAACAUUGAGCUAAGUGGGCUACUGCAGUACGUGGCGAAUCAGCUGAAGGCACACAAGAGUCUCGAUCUGCUGAUCCUCAAGGAGGUCGUGCAGAAAAUGGCGGGAAUUGAGGCAGCGGAGGAGAUGACAAAUGAUCAAUUGAGUGCCAUGUGCGGUGGGGAACAGCUGCGUGGGGAAGCGGGUUACUUUAGCCAAGUUCGCAAUACGAAAAAGUCCUCCCAGCGCUUGAAGGAUGCUCUGGCCAGCAAUGAUUUGUCUGUGGCGCUGUGCCUGCUAAUGGCGCAACAGAAGCACUGCGUGAUCUAUCGCGAGACGGCGCAUAGUCAUUUGAAACUCGUUGGGAAGCUCUAUGAUCAGUGUCAGGACACUCUCGUGCAGUUUGGCACCUUCCUCGGGUCCACCUACACCGUUGAGGAGUACAUGGAGCGUCUCCCGUCGAUCCACAGCAUGCUCCAGGAGUACCACAUUCACUCUGACGUUGCAUUCUUCCUCGCACGUCCGAUGUUUUCGCAUCAGAUCAAUCAAAAGUACGAUCAAUUGCGGAAAGCUGAUCCGAAUACGAAGAAACUCACGACAACGCAGAAAUUGAGUAAAUAUCUCGAGGCUACGGCGUCCGUGAUGGUACCUAUUGUGGAGUCUGUGCGUCCAUUGCAUCCGCCCAAGGUGUGGGAAGAUGUUAGUCCGCAAUUCCUCGUGACCUUCUGGUCGCUCAGUAUGUAUGAUUUGCAAGUACCAGCGGAGAGUUAUCAGAAGGAGAUUGCAAAGCUCAAAUUGUUGGCGAGUCAAGUGAUGGAGUCCAAGGAGAUGAAUGCUUCGAAGGGUAAGAAGGAGCAAGAGAGGUAUUUGGCAUUGAUUGACAAACUCCAGGAUGAGCGGAAGAAGCAACAGGAACAUGUGGAUAAGACAUUGCAUCGGUUGUCACAGGAAAAGGAUUCGUGGUUCCUGUCGAGGAGUGUUAAAUCAGCAAAGAAUGAGACAAUAACGCAAUUUUUGCAACUCUGCCUCUUUCCACGGUGCACGUUUACGGCCCUCGAUGCAAUUUUCUGUGCAAAAUUCGUCCAUACCAUUCAUAGCCUCAAAACUGCCAACUUUUCCACGCUUCUCUGCUACGAUCGAAUCUUCUGUGACAUCACAAACUCUGUGACAUCGUGCACGGAGAAUGAGGCAACACGCUAUGGGAGAUUUUUGUGCGCAAUGCUUGAGACGGUGAUGCGUUGGCAUGCCGAUCAGGCGGUUUUUAACAAGGAAUGCGCCAAUUUUCCGGGUUUUGUUACAAAAUUCCGCGUUAGUAAUCAAUUUUCCGAGGCAAAUGAUCACGUUGGAUAUGAGAAUUAUCGGCAUGUUUGCCACAAAUGGCAUUACAAAAUUACCAAAGCCAUGGUUUUCUGCCUUGACUCAAAGGACUACAUGCAAAUACGGAAUUCCUUGAUAAUUCUCAUGAAAAUCCUCCCGCAUUUCCCUGUUUUGACAAAAUUGUCUCAAAUAAUUGAGAAGAAAGUGGAAAAGGUGAAGGAUGAGGAGAAGAAUCAACGGCAGGAUUUGUAUAUUCUCGCUGCGAGCUACAUUGGGCAACUCAAGGCGAAGGCAAGUCAGAUGAUACGUGAAAGUGAUUUCCAUCAAGUUGCCGAUAAGCCGGCAAAGGAGGCGUCAACAACGGAGAAAGUCGUCAAUGGAGACUCAAAGGCUGAGAAAAAGGAGGCAAAAGAGCGUACGGAGAAGAGUAGUAGUAAGUCAUCGGGGACACUGAAGUCAUCCACGAAUGCAAGUACACCAGCACCGGUGGUGGAGAAGGUGGAGAAGGAAGCAACACCCACGGCUACAGCGGCGGCUGCGGCGUCUGCUGCGGCAACACCCAAGAAGGAAUCAACGCGAGAAGGGUCAAAUAGGACGACUCAGGCGAAGGAGAAGACCCCGAAGGAGAUUCGUCGUGAGGAGAGGCAGCGUGAGAAGCGUGAGGAGGGGAAGAGCCGGAAGAGGGACAAGGAGAAGCGAAGGGAACGCAAAGCAGCAUCACCAUCAUCGUACUACGAUGCCCCCGUGGAGCGAUACUACCCGGUUGAGCACUACGAUCACGAGCGGGAGCGCGAUCGUGAUCGUGAUCUGAGCUCCGUGUCGAAUUCGAGCAAUGGAUCGACGCACAGACGCAGCCAGGAGCCGCCUGAGCAAGAGAGUAGAGGUAGGAGGGCAGCUGAGUUUUCGGGUGCAUCGCCAGAUGAUGAGUAUUUUCACGUUACAGACUCCAAGAGGCGCAAAAUGGAUGUUAGCUCCCGGGUUAGUAUUGUGGAGCACUCAAAGCGAUCUUGGCGAUGAUAGUUUUCACAAAUUGAUGGCUAUUGUGAUAACGAGUGACACCCACGCGUGGUUAUAGCCCGCCUCCCAUUUAAUUCCUCUUCUUUCUGCCACUCGAUCUCUCACCACGUGGCCCAUCUGUGUGUGCGGGAAAAGUUGGUGGUGUGCGGGAGGAGAAUUGAAAAUUUAAAAUGAAAAAUGAAAAAAAUUGAAGAGAGAUUUAAAUGAAAAAUAAAUUUUAAAGAUAUGUCAAUGAAAA
Molecule: messenger RNA, 4989 nt
Organism: Lutzomyia longipalpis
Lineage: Eukaryota; Metazoa; Arthropoda; Insecta; Diptera; Psychodidae
Gene: tho2
Product: THO complex subunit 2
Exons: 9
Coding region: 405-4751 (1448 amino acids)
Biological process (GO): mRNA processing; mRNA export from nucleus
Cellular component (GO): THO complex part of transcription export complex
Molecular function (GO): mRNA binding
Source: RefSeq, a predicted model, not a curated record